CUAAUUUGAAACAGAAAGAGGGAAGUUUUUGUUCUUGUUUUUUGCUUUAUUUUUAAAGUGCAGAUCAAAAGGAGAGUUGACAGUGUCUGUCCGUGAAAAACAGCAAUGAACUACAGCGACAAUCUGACCAAUGAUGAAGAAAACAGCUUCAUAUUUCCUUGUCAGUUUUAUGACUUUUCAACCAUUGCUGGGGUUGUGUUUAUCAUGAUCACCAUCAUCAGCGUCAUAGGCAACAUUCUCCUCAUGUGUGUUCUCUUCACUUUUGAAAAACUCAAUCUUGUCACAAAAAUCUUCAUCCUAAACCUGGCUUGCUCUGAUUUGAUCUUCACUGCCACACUCCCGUUCUGGGCUGUCUACCACCUUGACCACUGGAUCUUUGGGGACUUUUUGUGCAAGUUUAUCACUGCAGCCUACUUCACUGGUCUGUACAGCAGCAUCAUUGUACUAACUGCCAUGACUGUGGAUCGUUUUUUCACUGUGGUGUUGAACAACUGGCCCAACAACAAUCUGAGGAAGAAACAAUGUGCUAUCUGUGCAUGUGUGGUUGCCUGGAUGGUCAGUAUUGGUACAUCUGUGUAUGAUGCUUUCAAAAUGGAGGUUUAUGAUGAUUACUACUGUGAAGCUAAAUCUUCUGAUGAGCUUGGAUAUUAUUUCCAAGUUACGCUGCUUUUUUUUGUCCCAUUUGCCAUCAUUAUUGGUUGCCAUUGUGCCAUUAUUAACACUGUAUUACAGGCAACAAACAGAACAAGGCACAAAGCCCUGACUAUCGUUUUUUGCAUUGUGGGAGCCUACAUCAUCUGCUGGGGACCCUACAAUAUUCUACUUCUUAUUAAGUCUUUGUACCAACCCAAAGCCUGUGAAUCAAUGGAGCGGCUGGAUAUUGUCUACAAUAUCUGUCGGAUACUUGCCUUCUCCCACUGCUGUAUGAAUCCUGUUCUUUUUAUGCUCACACAAAAGUUACGAAAUCAUCUGCUUUGUCUUUUGCGCUGCAAAGUUGUUGGUAUGAGAAACAGGGAGAGAGCCACUGACCAGAACAUGUCUGGUUUUCAGAACGUCAGUACAGCUCACCACUCAGGUGUUGUGCUGGAGGAGUACAACAGAUAACGGUCGCUAACCCCCAUGCACCAACAACCACAAUAGAUGCUGUCCUUGUUUCAUUUAUGCACACACAUGUUUUGUUUGCACAAUAUUAUUUUAUAUGAAACUGCUUAAAUUCAAGAUUACGAGUUAAAACAUGCACUUUUAGAGCUAAGAAUGGUCUGAACAUUAUUCCAAAUUAAAUGGACUGACUCAUCACUUUGAAAAGUAUUUUAAAAAUCAGAAUUUUUAUCACUGAAACUGUUUUUGCAUGUGAGUGUUGUGGGUAAAAUAUCCAUUUUAGUGUGGAGAUGAUCUCAAUUCGUUUUGCGUGUCCAACUUUGUUAAAUUCUUCUUUUUCUUUGCUAUUGUGUUGUUUGAACAAUGACGACGGCUGCUUGUACUGUAAUUGCAAAGGAUGAGCCAAGACAUGCAGGGCUGUUAGAAAUAGGAAGUGCUUAGGCAAUACAGCUCCAUUAUGGGGGGAAGAUCAAUGAGUUUUUUAUUUUAAAUCUUGUAUAUUUUAUUGUAAUUCAUAAGAUGUUCAUUUUACUUUGGUUUAUGUUGGAUUAUUAGUAAUUUGAAACAACUGUUGAAUAAACUAUGUGUAUUUUGUCUUUGUUGUUAGAUAAUUUGUUUGUUUCCCCUUGAGGUGAGCUUUAAACCCCCUUUAUUUUUUGUGUGUUUGGUCUUGUGUUUUCUUUUGUUAAAUAGUAAGUUUGGAGUUUGGAGAAAAUGUGUUUUUUGUAUUUUUUGUGUUAAAUGUUAACUGGCUCAUCUAAAAUUGUCACAAAAUAAGUCUGUGGUGACCCCUGCUAAAAACGUUUUUGAAUAUUCAGAAUAUAUUGAUGUUGUCUUUUACAUUUAUGAUCUCAUUUUUGCAAUUUAUUUAUCUGAAAUAGUUAUUGUUUGCCAAAUUCUGGAUUUGUUUUUUUAUUUAUGACUGUGGAUCGUUUCUACAGGCACGAAUAAUCUUAGAUAUUGCUUAGAUAUAUAUUGAGAUAUUAUAUUGAAAUUAUAUUUCUAGUCCAGAUAACAUUCCCCUUUUCUCUGUACAAAUAGAUUGUAGAGUUAGUAUGAGUCUCUUUGUUUUGUCAUGUCCAUUUUGUGUUUCUUUAAAUAAUUUAAAUCAUAAGGAAACUGAUUUAGUGUCAUUAAUAAGAAAAAUAACCCUUGAUUAUGUGUAAUCAAUUUGAUUGGUGGUAAAUCAAGAUUCUGAAACACACAAAAUCUUACUUGCUUUUUUCAAUUUAUCCUAGUAAUCGAACAUUAGAUAAGUCCUCCUUUAAAACUUUUUAUAGAUCAUGAUAUGGAAAGAAAGAAAGAAAGAAAGAAAGAAAGAAAGAAAGAAAGAAAGAAAGAAAGAAACCUCCAUGCCUUUUUAUUUGCUGUGUCAUAAUGUACAGACAAGUUUAGACAAACGGUUUUGCUGAGUUCUAGAAAUGUUGUUUUCGCUUCUCUAUCCAAACACUUCUCUGCCUUCUGGCACAUUGCGAUAGGUUGACUCUUGAAAAAAUGCUGCCGCACACAUUUUUUUUGUUCAACAUGAAGUAAAGCCAACACCAAGUAAAUACAUUAUAAAUGACACAAGUAAUCCAGUGACAAUAGUAACAUCACUAGAUGGAGUAUCUCUGAUCCCACCAAGGUAAGGUGGACUAUAUCACCUGUGUGAAACUUAGUGAAACUUUUAUGAAAAAGGGAAUUCGUAUAAUUCGUAUUGACUCAAGAAAAUAUAAUUCGGAGUUAUUUUUAAAUACUUGGAAGUCAAAUGUUUUGAAUGAAAUUUGUAAUAAUAUGAUAACGGUCAUAUGCCUCACCAAGAACAUGCUGUAAUUAGUAUAAAUGUUUAUUACAUUAGAAACAUUUACCAGAUUUUUCUGCUGAGCUGCUUUUUCUGAGACAAUUAUUUUAUUGUUGUUUUUUGGAAAAUCAAACUGAUUUUAUUUCCUCAUUACAUAUUUUGUUGUUAUCCUUCAUGAAGAGUCAAGAAUGGAUGACGACGGUGAUAACAUUGAUUAUUUCUUCCAUAACGACAGCGAUAUUUAUAUGGAUGAACCUCAUGAUAAAUUCAACCACUAUCAGGUGUAUGCUGUUGUGUUUUUGAACAUUAUCUUUCUUAUCAGCAUGCCUGGAAACUCCUUCCUCUUAUGGGUUCUCCUAGAAGGAGAGGGCUUGGAGGACAACUUCUGACAUGUUACUUCUGCAGCUCACAGUUGCUAACCUUUGCUUCACCGUGACUCUUCCCUUGUUGCGUGCAACACACCCCUAAUGAAUCAUCAGAAGACUUUGCUUUCUUGGACUGAACAGCUAUGCAGCAAUCCUCACUGUCAUGGCUGUUCAAAGUUACGUCACUGUGAUCCAGCUAUCAUGUCUCUCUACUCAGACCUCAAGACAAUUCAGGGUCCUUAUUUCCAGCAUCGUGAUCUGGCUGGCGUCUGCUGCCAUGAGCAUUAUGUUAGCUGUGGAUGUUCAUGUCACACAUCUGGAUUAUGGUGAUAUUAAGUUGUGUACCCUCCAAAUUCAGUCAGUGAUCGUGAUGUUUGUUAAAAUUUACAUCAAGAUUUGUUUCUCAUUUUAUAUUCCCGUUGUUAUUGUUUUGUUUCAAUACUUGAACAUGUAGGUUACCGUCAAACAGCGCAGGACAAGCAGCUCUCCUUGGGCUUAAAAAAUAACUUUAGGGUUAACUGUUAGUUCUCUUCUUUGUUUGACGCCUUAUUGUAUCCAAGUCUUUAUAGAAUCAGUGAUGUUUGUGGGUGCUAUAGAGCACAACUAUGAAUUAGUACAUGUGCUGCAUUGUGUACUGUAUGUCAGUUUUGCAUUCUACCAUUUCUGGUGCUGCCUGAGCCCUUUGUUUCAAAUAGUUGGAGCACAAAGGUUUAGGAGGCAGCUCACAGGGCUUUGUAGCACUCCACCACAAAACAGAGAAGACAGCAACAACACUUCAAUUGGAGCUAUACUUUUAGAAAAUGUUUAUGUGUAAUUACGUGUUCUCUUGUUUUUCUAAAUAGUUUCUAAUUGCAACCACCUAAUCAGACCUUUGGCUACAUGAGUUAAGCUUCCUAUUUGAAUGUCAACUUCAAAGUUGUGUUUUUGGUUAAAUUCCUUUUUUUAAUAUAUUUUCUGGAUUUAUUAAAAAACUUUAACUUUUGAGCUCUAA
This is a messenger RNA of Girardinichthys multiradiatus, 4234 nucleotides long. RefSeq names its product chemokine (C motif) receptor 1b, duplicate 2 (gene xcr1b.2). The coding region runs from base 106 to 1104 and encodes 332 amino acids. Gene Ontology annotation, cellular component: membrane. NCBI's taxonomy places the organism in Eukaryota, Metazoa, Chordata, Actinopteri, Cyprinodontiformes, Goodeidae. Gene Ontology annotation, biological process: chemotaxis; G protein-coupled receptor signaling pathway; immune response. The record is from RefSeq and is a predicted model, not a curated record. Gene Ontology annotation, molecular function: chemokine receptor activity. The transcript has 2 exons.